Patiria miniata (bat star) is the source of this 1041-nucleotide messenger RNA. Its product is annotated as microfibril-associated glycoprotein 4-like. Lineage: Eukaryota; Metazoa; Echinodermata; Asteroidea; Valvatida; Asterinidae. The record is from RefSeq and is a predicted model, not a curated record. The transcript has a single exon. Bases 1 to 1041 code for a protein of 346 amino acids.
AUGGCACAACUGGACGCUGGUUUCAAACUUUUGAAUCUGGUGAUAUUAUCGGGAGUGGUCAUUGUAAUUGGACAUCAAUGUCAUCCACUCCAACAAACUAUGUAUGCCGCGGAAAAUCGCGCAUUGCAAGGGUUUGCAUAUGCAACCAAAACUCUGCGAUCUCGUGUUAUCUGCGGACGGGAAUGCAGCAUGGAUGAACGUUGCAAGUCGUUCAACUUUAACGACUGCAAUGAAAUGUGCGAGUUGAACCUUGCCACAAGACGAGAGCAUCCCGAAGACUUCAAUGCAACUCAAGGGAGUGUGUACUUUGAUGCAGAUGAGGACACACCUCUCUACUCACUGACUGAUAGCUCCUUGAAUCGCUUCGCAAGUUGCAAGAUGCUCUUAGAUGCCGGUUAUCGUUUAAGCGGUGUCUACACAAUCUACCCAGAGGGAGUCGGGAAUGGCGGUCUUCGUAUUUACUGUGACAUGGAAACUGACGGUGGAGGAUGGAUCGUGUUUCAGAGGCGACAAGAUGGCAGCGUGGACUUCUACCGUAAAUGGACCGAGUACCAGUCUGGCUUUGGUGAUCUGUCCGGUGAGUUCUGGUUGGGCAACGACAACUUGGUGUCUCUGACGUCUAAUGAUUCACAUGGAACAUGGGAGCUACGCGUUGAUUUAGAGGACUGGGAGGGCAACACGGCAUGGGCAAAGUACUCAGAUUUCCAAAUAUCCCCGGGUGAGUACAAUCUGAAUAUUGGCCAAUACGAUGCCAGCAGCACUGCCGGUGACUCUCUCGAGUAUCACAAGGGAAUCGCCUUCUCAACACAGGAUCAUGGAAAUGAUGAUCUAAUAAUAACUUGUGCUUUCAUCCACCUCGGAGCCUGGUGGUUUAAUCACUAUAAUAAUAAUAUUAAUAAUUGUGUGCACUCCAAUUUAAAUGGCCAAUAUUACCAAGAUGAGCAUGCAGCUGGUGAUAGGGGCGUACAUUGGCAAUACUGGAAAGGCUCUAACUAUUCUAUGAAAACCUGCCAGAUGAAAAUGCGUGCAAUGGGGCCAUAA